AUGCAUCCCCUCCUGGGAGCGCUGCUGGUGGCGGGGGAGCGGCGGCGGCGGUGGUGCUGGUGGCCGCCGUGCUGGGGCCCGGCGGCGCGGCACGCGGCGGCAUGGGCGGGCGCGCUGGCGCUGGCCGUCUCCGUGGCGUCGUUCGCGCCCGAGGCCGCGUUCGUGUGGGCGCUGACCGGCGGCGGCGGCGGCGGCCUGUGCCCCGCCGGGGCGGUGCGCGUGCCGCUCGACGGCGGCGGCGACCACGUCUGCGUGCCGGCGAGGAUGGCCGGCCGGACCUGCGCGGACAUCCUCGUGCCGCCCGCCUUCGCGGCGCUCUCCGUCGGCGCCUCCGCCGUCUUCGUCAGGGCGCUCGCCAUCGGCCGCCGCCACGACUUCUAG
Molecule: messenger RNA, 381 nt
Organism: Lolium rigidum
Lineage: Eukaryota; Viridiplantae; Streptophyta; Magnoliopsida; Poales; Poaceae
Exons: 1
Coding region: 1-381 (126 amino acids)
Source: RefSeq, a predicted model, not a curated record